AUGCUGGUCCACUCCUGCUCCCCCAGAGUCUUUCUGGUCCUGGUGGCACUUCUUUUGGCCGCCUCACUGUUGACUGCAUUUCGACGUCAAAGCGGCUUGGGAGCGGCCAGACCCCUCUAUCCAUACCUGGGGAGCGAACAGGGUAAGGCUCUAGGCCAUGGGCAGCAUAGUGACGACACCACGCGGAACACGCCUUUGCUAAACACAGUUGGAGAAGUUACAGAGAAGUGUAGCAACCCGGAGCUCGACCUGCUGCGCCGCCCCGACCUUGGUCUGACUGAGUCGAUCCUCUAUACACGCCGUUGCAUCAAGGCAAUCCCAGGCAAAAGCGAUCGCGAUGUGGUCUCCAACAUCACCGGUCCUCUCAUUACCGGCACAACGGCGUUUAACCUGACCGCCGACUGCUCAACCGUCAGGCUACCCCGUUGUGAGCAAUUAACACUGCACGUACCCCCGCCCUAUCCCCAAGCACAGUAUCGACACCUCCUUUUUGGCGUAGCCUCCAGCUAUGAGCGUAUCCGCAGCUCACUCCCGGUAUUUGCCCAUUGGAUCGCGGGAACGGGGGCGCGGCUGGUGCUUGUUGUCUCAGACGCCGAACUACCACAGACGGAGCCCCUCAACCUAUCUGCCCUCCAAGAGGAAUACCACAACGCGGGCAUACAGGCCAUCAUAAUCCCGCCCACGAUCAGGGAAGCGAUUCCGCACAAGGAUGCAGACCAUGCCCAAAGCGCCCACCACCCCGCCCCCGUUGAGCAACUGCAUUUCCUGCUCAUCCGGGAUAUGCUCGCCGUCGCGACGCAGGAGACGCAAUGGCUCGGUAUCCUGGACGACGACACCUUCUUCCCGGCGCUGUACCCUCUCGACCAGGAACUCAGACGCCACGACCACACACGCCCGACCUGGCUGGGCACGUUGGCCGACAGUUUCAGCAGCAUCCGCGUAUGGGGCUACAUGGCGUACGGCGGGGCGGGUAUUUUCCUGAGCGUUCCCCUUGCCCGCCAGCUCGAGCCCCAUCUAGAAGCGUGCAUCCGCGAGACAACGGGGGUGGUGGGCGGCGAUGGGAUGCUAAGGGACUGUAUCUAUGCCCACACCACGACCAAGCUGACCCUGAUCGAGGGGCUGUACCAGCAUGAUAUCAUGGGUGACCCGUCGGGAUUCUUCGAGAGUGGCCGACGGGCGCUGAGUUUGCACCAUUGGAAAUCAUGGUACCACGCGCCCGUCGCCGCCAUGGCCACCAUCACACGCCUCUGCGGGGCCUGUUUCCUGCAGCGCUUCCGCUUCACCGGCGAUGACACGCUGCUCGCCAACGGGUACAGCAUCACGCAGUACUCCCCGCCGGGGCUGCUCGACACCCUGGACCUGUCGCGUGUCGAGGGGACUUGGGAGCAUGCCUUUGAUGACGACGACCACGACAAGGACAAGGACAACGACAGCAACAGUAACAGCAGCGAUUUCGACUUUGUCUACGGCCCGUUGCGAAAGGCGCUCAGCGAGAGGGAGAAGAAAUCAUGGAGGCUGGUCACCGCUGCCCCUGUUGUUACCGCUGCUGCUGCUGGUGGUGGUGCUGAUAAUAGGGAUGGUCAUGAUCACGAUCAUGGUAAAGCGAGUAAUCCCAAAAAGCUUCGGCAACUGUAUGUGCAUCGUGCCCGGAGGGGCGGAGAAAGGGAGCCGGUUGAUGAAGUAAUUGAGCUGGUUUGGGAGGUAUGA
Messenger RNA from Canariomyces notabilis, 1707 nucleotides. RefSeq names its product glycosyltransferase family 31 protein. The record is from RefSeq and is a predicted model, not a curated record. Lineage: Eukaryota; Fungi; Ascomycota; Sordariomycetes; Sordariales; Chaetomiaceae. The transcript has 2 exons. Bases 1 to 1707 code for a protein of 568 amino acids. Gene Ontology annotation, molecular function: acetylglucosaminyltransferase activity.